CGCUCCGCCAGCACCAUGCCGGGGCUCCGCGCCGCGCUGCCCGCCGCCCUCCUUCUCCUCCUCAGCUCCUUCCCGCCCGCCGCAGCCGAGCAGCCGCCGUGGCCGUGGGCUCCGGGCGUGAUGCACGCGCUGAACCCCAGCGACCGCCAGGCCUCCAGGGCGGCGAGGACAGCGCUGCACUACAGCAACUACCACGGGGCGUCCCCCAGGCUGCUGCGGGCUCUGCGGCAGGUGCUGAAGGCUACCGCCAAGAUCAUUCCAGGAGUUGGUGUGAAGUAUUACCUGCAGUUUACUACUGAAGACUACAUAAAUGGGGAAAAUGCUGGGAGCUGCCUUGCUACAGUCUUGUACCUACAGAAGUCUCCGCCUGAAGUCAAUAUCAAGUGUGCUCACACUCAGGAUAAGAAAGAAAUCCAAGAAGAGGACAACAGAUUUUACCAAUAUCUCCAGCAUCGAACGAAACCAAUAAUUGCAAAUGAUAUUCCAGACAGCCAUGGAAAUAUUGACCAUGCCCAUCUUCCACUGUGGGGCUUGGCUAUUGCUGGUAGCAGUUACAUCAUGUUGGAGAAGUCAACAGAGAACUUGGGUUACUUCAUGGCACAAGUCAAGGCUGUGAAGCAGCAGAUAAGGAAGGACAGUGCUGUUGAGUUUGAAUUCAUGAUCUUGCUCCACGAAACUCCAACGCAGAAAAUAGAUCUCUGUCACAUGCACCUCAUUUGGACACUCGGUCACCCUCUGAGGGUGAAGUACAUCUGCACUUCAGAUAACCAUCGGCUCGAAGAUGGCUCAGGACAGGACUACGGCUCAGCUGCUGGGAUGUUCCAUGAAAAGGAAGGGAAUUUUUAAAAGCAAUUAUUAGCUUUAUGCACACAUUAAAUGGGAAACCUCUGUGUAACAGGCCUGAAGUUGUGAUCAUUUUUCAAUCCAAGCCUCAUUACAGUAAAUUUGAAUCAUCAGUUCUUUCAUCUAUUUGUUCCAGAAUGAACCUCUAUAAUUUCUCUAAAUUAAUGCUCUAGGGAUCUACCUAAAAACUUUGCUACUAUACAUACACAGAUAAAAAUCUUGAGAAAAGUAUUAAUCUGUCACUAAGAGAUAUUUGCUGGUUUUUUUGAGAUAGCUACCUGCUGAUUUUUAAAUAACCUCCAAUAAAAUAAAUACCAUUAUA
Messenger RNA from Centrocercus urophasianus (Greater sage-grouse), 1165 nucleotides. Its product is annotated as ovocalyxin-32-like. Lineage: Eukaryota; Metazoa; Chordata; Aves; Galliformes; Phasianidae. The transcript is spliced from 6 exons. Gene Ontology annotation, molecular function: metalloendopeptidase inhibitor activity. The record is from RefSeq and is a predicted model, not a curated record. The coding region runs from base 16 to 846 and encodes 276 amino acids.